UGCAGGCAGUUAAAACUGGUUUUAUAUUUACCUUUGAACUUAGUAUAGCUUCAAGGUUCUGGGGCUUUGUUUAUUAAAAUCAGUAAACUGGUUCAAAAGACCAGCACAAUUUUGAGGAAAUUUCAUUAUGGCAGAAUUGUAUGCGCGCUUCUGUACGUAAAGGUGCUGGUGGUCUUUUCAGACAAGACCAACUGAAAAUUUGAUUUGAGCUCUACUGAUGAAAUAUUCCACCAUGAUGGUUGUUUUUGUGCUUCUAUUCGGUAUCUUGCCCGCCCUGGUAUCCUCCGAGUACUUCCCCUUCAUGAAUGAUUCGCUGCCAUGGGAUGAGCGACUGGAUGACCUCAUGUCCCGCUUGACCCUGGAUGACAUGACCUUACAGAUGGCGCGGGGUGGGUCAGGUCCAAACGGGCCGGCCCCGCCAAUUCCACGGCUGGGCAUCGGGCCAUAUGACUGGGACACGGAGUGUUUGCGAGGUGAUGUUAAAGCUGGGAAUGCCACAUCCUACCCACAGGCUCUGGGUCUGGCUGCAUCAUUCAGUACGCAAUUGCUUCACGAUGUCGCCCAGGCAACGGGACAGGAGGUUCGAGCCAAGCACAACAACUUGACACAGCAUGGUAUCUACAAAUCCCAUGGUGGCCUGAGCUGUUUUAGUCCUCUCAUCAACAUCAUGAUACAUCCAUUGUGGGGCCGCAACCAGGAAACGUACGGUGAGGAUCCGUUUCUCAGCGGGGAGUUGGCCAGAGCUUUUGUGACCGGUUUACAAGGAAACAACUCCCGUUACGUCCUGGCCAACGCUGGCUGCAAAACCUUUGCUGCCUACGCAGGACCUGAAAACAACCCAGUGUCUAGAUAUUUAUUCAAUGCAGUGAUAUCAGACCGUGACCUCUUCAUGACCUUUCUACCCCAGUUCCAUGAGUGCGUCAAGGCUGGUAGCUACAGCAUAAUGUGUAGUUACAACAGCAUCAAUGGAGUACCUGCCUGCGCCAACACACGAUUUCUCCGCGACAUCCUCCGCAAACAGUUUGGCUUCAAAGGCUACGUGGUCAGCGAUGAGCUCGCUCUAGAAUUUAUUCGCUUCGCACACCAUUACACCAACUCCACCCUGGAGACGGCCGUGGUGGCCGUGAAAGCAGGUGUCAACCUCGAACUCUCCCACUUAAAACAGGUCGUGUACCUUUACAUUACCGAGGCCGUGGAAAAGGACCUGAUUAGUUUGGGCGACGUCUUUGCAUUGGUGCGUCCGUUGUUCUACACCCGGAUGAGGCUUGGGGAGUUUGACCCACCAGCCAGGAACCCUUACACCAAGCUGCGUGCCGAGGAUGUAGUGGAAAGCAUUGCACACCAGAAUCUUGCCAUAGAGGCUGCUGUCCAGAGCUUUGUCUUGCUGAAGAACAAUGGCGUACUGCCAUUGAAAAGUAUUGGGAAGCUUGCGGUUGUUGGUCCCUUUGGAAACGAUUCCAGCCAGUUGUUCGGAGACUACGCUCCUGAUUCCCUGCCUAAAUAUAUUACCACACCUCUCCAAGGUUUGGAAAGUAUCGCUGACAUGACAAGCUUUGCGGCCGGUUGUGACAACCCCGAGUGUGCAGGAUAUAACCAGUCCAGUGUCGUGAAUGCCGUUAGUGGUGCUGAUUUUGUUGUGGUCUGUUUGGGUUCAGGUACGUCCAUUGAGAGCGAAGCUAGAGACAGGAUGAAUCUUACCCUGCCAGGCCACCAACUGCAACUUCUUCAGGAUGCUGUGAAAAAUGUUAGUGGCAAGCCAGUUGUCUUGCUGCUCUUCACUGCCGGACCGUUUGACAUUUCUUGGGCUGUCAACAACCCCGACGUCUCUGUAAUCGUACAGUGUUUCCUGCCAGCCCAAGCUACUGGUGUGGCCAUCAGGCACAUGUUUACCAACUACCAGGGCACCAACCCAGCUGGAAGGCUUCCUUACACAUGGCCAGCAUCCAUGGACCAGGUAUCCCCAAUGACAAAUUACUCCAUGGUGAACCGCACCUAUCGUUACUUCAGUGGAACACCAUUCUACCAGUUUGGUUACGGACUCUCCUACACUAAGUUUCAGUACAGUCAGUUGGUUGUGAAACCAGACCACAUCAUGCCGUGUGAUGACGUUUUUGUGAAUGUGACUUUGAAAAACGUGGGCGCAUACUCAGGGGAUGAGGUGGUGCAAGUUUACAUCAAAUGGAGCAAUGCCACUGUCCCUGUUCCUAAGAUCCAGUUGGCAGCUUUCGAGCGCAUCAACACUGCCUCCCUCCAGACUGUCUCAGUCAUCCUAUCUAUUCCGGCCCGCGUGAGAGCAGCCUAUACUGACCGUUUGGUCCUUCAACCGGGAGAUUUCACCGUCUUUGCCGGUGGUCAGCAGCCUGGCCCAAGCAUUGGUGGACGGCUGAACUCCAAUGUGAUGACCGGGAGCUUCCAAGUGGACGGGUCACAGACAGACCUCGCAAGAUGCCUCAAAGUAGAUCCAGAUGAAACUAAACAGGACAUCAACUGCGUAUAGCUAAAACAUUAAUUGGUCUAUCCCAAAAAAUAAAUAAAUAAAAUCUCGGCAUCAUACAUGUGCAUGCUAUUCUUUUUGCCGCCAAUUUCCAGCUAAUAAUAGUUAGAGCCCUUUUAAAUUAGGCCCCUACUGUUUGGAGCUUUUCCUUAAAGAUGUAUGCAUACAUAAACAUUCUCCAUAAGUAGGAAAUUCUGGCUUCUGAUCAUGACUUGUCUCCACCAAAUAUGGUAUAAUUAUGCCACUUUCAGUGUUCCAAUUGUCAGAAUUUGAAAGAAAGAAAUAUUGCUGUAGCCAUAAAUUUGUAAUUGCAUCAAAAUGUUGCGCUUAAAAUAAAUUGUCUUCAAACUGCGGUACUGAGAUGCAAUUAAGAUUUACAAAGUGUUACUGAAAUACAUUGUGCUUAACAAAAUGAGAAUUAGUGUUGCUUAUUACUUAGAAUAGUUAGUUUCCUUCUUGCGUUAUUUCCAUAGGAUAAACCGAUUCCUUCCACUGCCGAAUCCAACCUUUUAAAAGUAAUUAAAGCUCAAGGGUAUUGUAUCAUGGGUUCAUAAGUUUUUUUUUAAAUUUGAUUUGUAAUUUGAUGUCUAUUGUAUUGUCUUUGUAAACAGAUCGAUUGAAAAUGACCCGAAUGUUUGGGCCGCUGUAUAUUUUCAAUGGACCGCUUGACAUUACGCGUGCAUUGUCAUUUUCGGGUGCAAAGGUCUAUUGUGAACACUACAAAGUUAUUCUGCCUGUAUUUAGAGUACCCGUAGGCUGCCGUCAGUUGUGUUUGUUCAAUUUCACCGUUGCUAGUUAGCGUGGUGAUGACACCUACCUGAGCGUGACUAUCCGAAAGUAUAUACACGGCACACCUAGCUAGGUACUAAUAUUGUUUGUACCCUGUACGUACACUCCUUUGGCGGAUAAUAAAAUGACCUUUGCAUUUUCCGGUUGCAUGUUGUAAAAAGUCAUAUGCCUUAUUGGUUCAAAGAUACGUACAGGCGGUUAAAACUGGUUUUAAAUUUACUUUUGAACUGAAAAUAUCGCUCUGAGGUGUUGUUUCUU
Patiria miniata (bat star) is the source of this 3541-nucleotide messenger RNA. Its product is annotated as beta-xylosidase/alpha-L-arabinofuranosidase 2-like. Gene Ontology annotation, molecular function: alpha-L-arabinofuranosidase activity; xylan 1,4-beta-xylosidase activity. Lineage: Eukaryota; Metazoa; Echinodermata; Asteroidea; Valvatida; Asterinidae. The record is from RefSeq and is a predicted model, not a curated record. Gene Ontology annotation, biological process: xylan catabolic process; arabinan catabolic process. The coding region runs from base 218 to 2497 and encodes 759 amino acids. The transcript is spliced from 10 exons. Gene Ontology annotation, cellular component: plant-type cell wall.